GUGAUAGAUCUGAACGACAACCGACCACAGUUUGCACAGAAGAAGUACGAGGUAGAGAUCCCAGAAGAGGCGCCCAUUGACACGCUGGUCACCAGGGUAACCGCAUCCGAUGUGGACGAGAACAGCCGCCUCUUCUACUCCAUCGACUCCAGCACCGACCCUGUCAGCAUGCAGAAGUUCCGCAUCAACCCUCGCACAGGUGAAAUCUACACAGCCUCUCCUUUGGACCACGAGACCAAGGACCAGCACAUUCUGACCAUCAUGGCUAAAGACCAGGAUGUCUCUGUGAUGCGCAACUUUGUCCGCGUCGUCAUCAAUGUUAAGGACUCCAACGACCACCGCCCCAUAUUCAGUGCGCAGGAGUACACUGGCGGGGUGUACGAAACCGCCGCGUACGGCACAUCUGUGGUGCAAGUGGUGGCGACCGACCGAGACAGGGGCGCCAACUCCGAGCUGACGUACACCAUAGAAACAGGGAAUGUUGGUAACGUGUUCAGCAUUGACGAGACAUUAGGAAUCAUCACGGUCUCCAAGCAACUGGAUCGCAGCGCUCUGAGUCAGUACCACUUGACGGUGAAGGUCCGAGAUAAUGGCAACCCCCCACUGAGCUCCACCGUACCCAUACACAUCGGAGUCACCAUCUCCAACAACGCUCCGCCAAAGUUCGAUGCCAAGGAGUACGCCAUCGAGGUCAGUGAGAACGCAAGGCUCGGAUCCCUCAUCGUCAUGCUUGGUGCGACAAGCCGCUCCUCCGUAACCUACGAGAUCAUCGGCGGCAACACCGACGGCAGUUUCGACGUGAAUCCAAACUCUGGCGUCAUCACCUGCAAGAAACAGCUGGACUACGAAAGGCAGACGUCCUACAACCUGACUGUGCAGGCCACCAACAUGGUCAGUCUGAGUUCAACAGCAACAGUCCUGGUUCACAUUGCAGAUGAGAAUGACAACCCUCCCGUCUUCUCACAGUCGGAGUACAUUGGCAGCAUCAGUGAAGCAGCCACCAUUGGUAGCGUCGUCCUAGACGUGAACAACAUUCCUUUGGUCAUCGCUGCAACAGAUGCAGACAAUGAACUGAAUUCCCUCCUUGUGUACGAAAUCAUUGAGUCCGCAGCUCAGAAGUAUUUCUCCAUCGACUCCAAUACUGGAGCUCUACGCACCAUCCGUACACUUGACCAUGAAGACAUUGCAGAAUUCAGGUUCACGGUGCAAGUCUCUGACACAGGGAACCCACCACUGAAGGCGGAAAAUCCUGCAAACGUCACCAUCAAGGUCUUGGAUGUGAACGACUCUCCACCCACCUGUACACAAGAUAUCUACGAAGCCACUCUCCUGCUCCCAACAUACAAAGAUGUGGCCAUUGUAACGGUCGAGGCAGAAGAUGCAGACACGGAAGCCAACACGCAGCUCAGCUAUGUCCUAACCAUGGGCAACGAAGACAAGAAAUUCAGCAUCAAUAAAGAUACCGGUGUGAUAACCAUUGUGAACACCACCGGGCUGUUUGACCGGUAUGAGCUGUCUGUACGCGUGGGAGACGGGAAGUUCCACACCUCCUGUAUCAUCAGGAUAGAGGUGAAGAGAACUGUCAUGAGUGGGCUGCGCUUCACCGAAGAGUCCUACUUCUCUGAAGUGACAGAAAACUCCACGGAGGUCAAGACUGUUGCCAUAGUGACUGCAGUUGGAAACCUGCUGAACGAACCCCUGGAAUACAAGAUCCUCAACCCGAAUAACAUGUUCGAAGUCAGCCCCACAUCUGGGGUGCUGCGUACCCUCGGGAUACCCUUCGACAGGGAGGAGAAAGAGAAGUAUGAAAUCGUCAUCGAAGUCCGGGACAAGAGAUCGACCCCCAGAGUGGCGCAUGUGGUUGUGUUCGUGACCAUAGCAGACAUUAACGACAAUGCUCCUGUCUUUGUCAACCUGCCAUACUAUUCUGUGGUUCAGGUCGAUGCAGAGCCAGGAACACCCGUCAGAACUGUGACUGCAGUGGACAAGGAUGCCGGGAAGAAUUCGGAGAUCAGGUAUUCCCUGGACUCCGGCGCACACAAACGUUUCCGCAUCAACAGGAAGACAGGACAGAUCAUGGUGAAGCAACCUCUGGAAAAGGACGACACCAACAAGGAGUAUCACCUGGUUAUCAUAGCUGAGGACAAAGGUAACCCACCGCUGAGUGCCAGGAUCGAAGUGCCUGUGACUGUGAUGAACAAAGCCAUGCCUGUGUUUGAGAAGCCUUUCUAUGCAGUCAGCAUCCCAGAGAACAUCCAGCUGCACACCCCUGUCAUCAACAUCAAGGCAGCCAGUCCUGAUGGGCUCAAACUCAUCUAUUCCAUAACCGACGGGGAUCCCUUCAAUCAAUUCAACAUUGAUUUCGACACUGGGGUCAUAAAUGUUGUUGGCUCGCUGGACUAUGAAACCAAGCAAAACUUCCGUCUUACUGUCCGCGCCACUGACUCCCGAAGCGGAGUCGAUGCUGAGGUGGUGGUGGACAUCACCGUCCAGGACAUCAACGAUGUUGCUCCCGUCUUCGAAAAACCAUCAUAUGAAGCUACCCUGUCUGAAGCUGCUGCAAUAGGCACGACGGUGAUCAAAGUCAGUGCCACCGAUCUGGAUUCUGGUGUGAAUCAGCUGAUGUAUUACCAGAUCUUACAGGAUGAAAGCAACUCUACAGACUACUUCCAUAUUGACACAUCCAGUGGGCUAAUCCUGACAGCACGUAACCUUGACCACGAGAAGAUUGAAAAGCACGAUUUCACCGUACGAGUCUCUGAUGGCGGCAUGCCUUCACUAAGCAGUGAGGUCCAUGUCAUUGUCACUGUGCUAGACCUGAAUGACAAUGCUCCACAGUUCGAUCAGCCGUCCUACGAUUGCAUGAUUAGUGAGCUGGCACCUAGAGGCCACUUCGUCACCAAAGUCUCUGCAUCAGAUGCUGACAGCACCGACAACAACCGCCUGGUGUACGCCAUCGUCUCUGGGAACGAGCAGAUGAACUUUGUCAUCGACCCGAAGACUGGGAUCGUCUCCAUGUCGAACCUGAGGAAACGAGAGCUGGACCCGACGUACACGCUCAACGUCUCCGUGUCAGAUGGAGUCUUCACCAGUUCAGCUCGUGUGGCCGUGGUCGUACAGAGCGCCAACACCCAUUCGCCCGUCUUCAGCCAGCUGAACUACGCCGUCUCCUUCGAUGAAAACAACCCGAGAGGCACGUAUGUUGUCAUGGUAACCGCCACAGAUGAAGAUGCGGGUGCAUAUGGAGAAAUUUCCUACUCUAUCGCCAGUGAGAAGAUCAACCAGCUGUUUGAGAUUGACGCUGAUACAGGUCAAAUAUACAGCAAGAUGGCCCUAGAUAGAGAGGAUGAGAACCAGCGUAUGAUCAUUGUUCCUGUGGUGGCCAGCGACCAGGGUGGACGUGUGUCCUUCUGUAACGUCACAGUCACCCUCACAGACAAGAACGACAAUACACCUCAGUUUGAGCUAGCUUCAUACCAGGCCAACAUCCCCACUGAUGCAGAAGAAGGUGCUGAAGUCAUUCAGGUUAAUGCCAUUGAUCAAGAUAUUGGGACAAAUUCCGACAUUGCAUACUCCCUUUACGAUGAUUCUGACACAACCGCUGCAGUUGUGAAGUUGUUCAGUGUCCACUCAGAGACAGGUAUGAUCACCACAAGGCAGAAGCUGACUGGAAAAGAGGGCAAAGCCUUCCAGUUCUUUGUACAAGCUACGGAUGGAGGCAACCCAACAAGGACAUCCAGCGCUCCUGUGGAAAUCCUCAUCCUUGGUCCCGAUGACAUCCCUCCCUACUUCGACCCAACUGUCCAGCACCUCUACUUUGUCAGUGAAGAGAUGCCAGUUGACAGUGAGGUAGCAACCGUUGUGGCAGACACCAACGACACUGUGAAAUACAGCAUAGUAGAGGCAGAUGGACCCAAUAGUAACAAGGACAACACUUUCAGAAUCGAUUCAGAGAAUGGUGUUAUCUAUGUCAACAAGGAGCUGGACACAGAGACCACUGCCUGGUAUUCAUUAAAGGUUCAGGCAGAGACUCUAAGCUCGCCUCCUCUGUUGGCUUUUGCUGAUGUCAGCAUUCAGGUCAAGGAUGCAAAUGACAACAAGCCCAAGUUUGAUUCCAAGCCCUACAAGAUCACGCUUCCCGAGAAUGCUUCUGUUGGUACGAGCGUCAUUCAAGUCCACGCUUUUGACCCAGACCAGGGUGCUAAUGGAGAGAUUGUCUACGGUUUUGCGUCAGACUCCAAUGCUGACGAAAUGUCGGACUUCUUCACCAUUGACAGCGAAUCUGGGUGGGUCACCACGUUGGUGCCCCUUGACCGUGAGAUGAUGUCAUCGUAUGCAUUUGGCGUCACUGCAACAGACAAGGGUGAGCCCAAACAGCUGAAGGACACCACCCUGGUACAUGUGACAGUGGCAGAUGUCAACGACUCGCCCCCGACAUUCCGAUCAUCCACCUACCAAGGCCAGGUGCGUGAGGAUGCUCUCCCAGGCACCAUCGUAAUCACGGUCAGCACUCGAGAUGCCGACAUUGGGGACAACACCAUACCAACCUACUACAUCACUGGUGGCGACCCACAGGGACAGUUCAACAUUGAACGCAAGACUGGGAAGGUGUAUGUGAAUGGGCCGCUGGAUCGGGAGACAAAGCAGCUGUAUGUGUUGAACAUCACUGCCACAGACGGAGCCUUCACCGCCAUGGCAACAGUCAACAUAGACGUUCAGGAUGUCAACGACAACAGCCCCAUCUGUGAACAGUCAAGGUAUACGGCCAGUAUCUCGGAAGACAUCACACCGCAGACGUUUGUGAUGGAAGUCCUGGCACGUGAUCCUGACCAGGGCAUCCACUCCCAAAUCACAUACUCACUGGAUGGAGUCGGUGCAGACAAAUUCCUGUUGGACAAGGAUACAGGUGUCCUGAUGACAGGAGCACCACUAGACCGGGAGGAAACGCCCGUCUACACCCUGGGCGUCACCGCCAAGGACGGCGGCGGCAAGUCCUGCUACACCGAACUCACCAUCAACCUGAUCGAUGUGAACGACAACCCGCCCAAGUUUGAAAAGCAGCAGUACCUGGUCCCAGUGUAUGAGAACACAGCAGUGAACACGUUGUUGACAAGAGUACAGGCCACUGACCCUGACAUGGGUUUGAACCGGAAGGUGAUGUACUCUUUCGUGGACUCUGCCAAUGGUCAGUUCCAGGUGGAUGAGAACUCAGGCAUAGUCAGCCUGGCCAAGGCGCUGGACCGUGAGGCGCAGGCGUCCUUUAACCUGACCAUCCGUGCGACCGACGAGGGAGCUCCGCGACGCUCCUCCACUUCGUAUCUCAUCAUCUCCGUCUUGGAUAUCAAUGACAACCCACCAGAGUUUGAGUUUGCAGAAUAUGCCAAGAACGUGUCCGAGAGCACUCCGAUAGGGUCCCAGAUCAUAAAUGUGUAUGCGGUGUCGAAAGACGUAGGGCCCAACGCGGAGAUCACGUAUGAGAUCAUUAGCGGUAACGAGCACGGCAAAUUCGAAAUCGGCUCGUACUCAGGCAAGAUCACGAUUGUGAAUACUCUGGAUUAUGAGGCAUCCCAAGGCUACUACCUGACAGUGAAGGCGAGCGAUGGCGGCAUGCCCACACUCAGCGACAUCACAACCGUUAGCAUCAACGUUACCGAUGUCAACGACAAUGCCCCUGAGUUCAGCAUGCCCAUGUACAGUGCCUCUAUCAGUGAAGAUGCUCACACAGGAGACAGUGUUAUUCAGGUGAUGGCUACAGACAGAGACAGUCCACCAAAUGCUCAAGUGACCUACACCAUUGUUCGGGGUGAUUCCAAAGGCCAGUUCAACAUCGCACCCAAGCUUGGCAUUGUUACUGUCAGCGGAGCUCUGGACAGGGAGGAGAUUCAGGCAUACUCACUGACAGUACGUGCAAAGGACAGCGGUGCUUCACCACGCUACAUGGACGUUGUGGUGAAUGUCGACGUCUUGGACAUCAAUGACAGCCCACCACAGUUCUCACAGGCCAACUACAGUGUGUUUGUGCAGACCUGUUCUAAGGGGAUGGAGUGCCAGUUCCCCCAGGGUGGAAUGGAGAGCAAGCCCAUUGGUACAAGCAUCCUCAUGUUCACAGUCAAAGAUUUUGAUGCUCCACAAAAUGGACCCCCGUACACCUUUAGCAUCAUCAGUGGUAACCAAGGCAACGAGUUCCACAUUGACCGCAGUGGCAUCCUUCGCACGUCCGUUGUCUUCCAGUCUGACAUGCGGCGCAAGUACAACCUACAAGUCCGAGUGGCUGACGCAGGAACGCCGUCCCUCUAUGGCUAUACCAACGUGGUUGUGGAGGUGAUAGAGGAGAGCAUGUACCCACCAGUCGUGACACCCCAUCAGAUCUCCAUCAGUUCCUUCAGGGAUGACUUCCCUGGAGGUGUCAUUGGCAAGCUGCAUGCCACCGACAACGACAUGUACGACAAGCUCACCUACAGCCUGGUCUCCAACAACAAGCGGCUGUUUGGCGUGAACCCCAACGACGGAAAAAUCAUCGCCCAACCGGGAUUGGACGUCGGCGAAUACAUUCUAAACAUCAGUGUCAGCGAUGGCAAGUUCAUCACGGCUGGAGAAGUCAGCGUGACGGUGAAGCUCGUCACCGAUGAAAUGCUUCGCAACAGCGUGACAGUAAGGUUCGCCAACAUCCAACCUGAGGAGUUCUUGUCCUCAUACCAGAAGGAGUUCUUCCGCACGCUGCGCAGGCUGCUGAAGGUGAAGAACAAGAACAUCAUAGUUGUCAGUAUGCAGCCUGUCGAUGGCAACCUUGAUGUUCUGUUCUGCAUAGAAACCACAACUAAAGGCUCUCAGAAAGAAGACUACUACAAAGCUACAGCCUUGCGCCGUGAGCUAAACCAAACAGUGAUGGACAUUCAACAGAAUGUUGGCCUUAGUGUGCUCCAGAUCAUCAGCGAUUCUUGCUCACACAACAAGUGCCCAGUGGGAGCGUGUAGAGAUAUCUUGAAUCUGGACAUCCACGCCAUUGCUGCCAUCAGCACAGCGAAAAUCAGCUUUGUUUCACCGCGCCACAUGAGGGACUACGAAUGCAAGUGUCCUGGUGGUUUGAUCGGGAAGGACUGUAACCCAUGCAACAGCAACCCCUGCCCGAGGUAUAAGAUGUGCCUGCAAGAUCCCAAGUCCAUCGAAGGCUUUGAGUGCGUCUGCCCAGACGGCACCUCGCCACCAAACUGCAACCAGCUGCCGUUUGAUGACAAGGGCCCGAUGACAUUCGGUGGGAACAGCUACAUCAGGUACACCCUGGCCAACAGUGUGGACCAGAUGUCUACCCAAUUGUCCCUCGCAAUUCUUCCCAGAAGCCCCAAUGGAAAGAUCAUGUACGCUCGGGGAGAGUACGACUACAGUAUUCUUGAGUUGAUCAAUGGGUAUCUGCAGUACAGAUUCAACUGUGGUAGCGGUGAGGGGAAGGUAACCAUGGAAUUUGGGGGGUCAGAGGUCACUGAUGGCAAGUGGCACUAUGUGGAGGUUUCUCGCAACGGUGCCUACGCCGAACUGAAACUUGAUCACAAGUACAUAGCAAGAGGCAGUGCCGCUGGCGAGAACAAAAUCCUGAACUUGGAUGACAACGACAUCUACUUUGGCGCAGAGGUGGCCAACAGGCUGCGGAAGAAGCGUGCGGCAGUCGUCAGUAAUGGUUUCCUUGGCUGUAUGGAUGACAUGAUGUUGAAUGGGGAAAGGUUGCCACGUGCAGGAGCAAACAGUGUUGCAACUUUGAGGGACAUGACCGAUGUUGAUUUCAAUUGCAAUGAUGGGAUGGAGACACUAGGCGUGUGCGGCAGCAACCCGUGCAUGAACGGUGGGAGUUGUGCUGUGGUUAGUCCGUCCAAUAGAUACAUCUGCAACUGCCUUCCGCGAUUCAGUGGCGACAAUUGCCAGAUCGACACACAACCAUGUAACUCCAACCCAUGUAAGAAUGGGGCCCGCUGCAAGAAUUUGUUGAAUGACUUCAAGUGUGAAUGUCAGCGAGAAUGGUAUGGCAAGCGUUGCGAACACUCUACCUCAUGUAACUGCUUUAACGGGGCGACCUGCUUGGACACACCAAGUGGAAAGACCUGCAGCUGCCCGGAUAACUUCACGGGGGAAAAAUGCCAAGAGGACGUCAACGAAUGUUCGCGCAAUCCGUGCCAAAACGGUGCCACUUGCCACAACACCGAGGGGUCCUAUUUCUGCAACUGCACUGCUAACACCAAUGGCCUUCACUGUGAGAACAUCAUCGAGAUGAUCAUGCCCAAAAUUGAGUCCAACAGCAUCAACAUCGGACUGGAGGAGAUAAUCGGCAUCAUCUGCUGCAUCAUCUUCCUCCUCUUGCUAGUCAUCAUCUUCGUCAUGGUCCGCAGGUGCAGGCAGAGGAGGAAACGUAAUCCUCAUAUGAGCGACAUCGUCGCCACCGGUGGCGACCCAAACGGAAUCAUGAUGACAGAGAAGAGGGAUGACUACCACCGCGAUGCCAAAAUGGUCCACAUCGACACCAACCUGGACGACUACAGACCACCGCUGCCUGCCAGACCCAUCUCCUACACACCUAGCCUUUGUGGGAACUCACUGAAUAAUCUGAGUGACGGGGCGAUGGGUGCCGAGGUGGAGCCUGUGUUCUCCUCCAGCACGGACAUGCUGGCCGUCAGAAAUAAGAACCCUGCCAUUGUGUGCAGCGUCGCACCAACGUUACCUCCACCCCCGCCUUCCAACUCAGCAUCAGACAGUGACUCCAUUCAAAAGCCAGCUUGGGAGUUUGAGUGUCCCAACGUUGUUGAAGGAUAUGUAGAAAGGUACCACUGGGACUGUUCUGAUUGGAUGCCCAGCAGUAACCUGCCCAAUAUCACAGAAGUGCCAAUGUGUGAGAUGCCAGACUCCUCCUCCUCCUCCAACAACCACAGCCUCCCCCACCCACAUCCUCACAACCUCCACUACGACCCCAACGUCUACAGCGACGGUUACCAAGGCGACCCCAGCGACUACACGGACCACGAGUACGUCACCCAGUAUCCCGAUGACGAGUACGGUGCUGGGGAGAGCGACUUCCCUCCGCCGCCAGACGAGAACUAUCUACAGUACCCAGACGACUAUCAGGAUGGGUUUGCGCCGAUCCAGCCUCCCUCCAACAUGCCCGUCCCCGAAGGCGACCACAUGUACCGCCCGCAGCACUACCACCCCAACCAGUACCUCCCCGCCCACCACCUAUCCGACGACCAGAUUCCGAUGACGGAGCAGGAAGACCAUGACUACGUCUACCCGCCCAGCUACCAGGAGUCGAUGAGCCAGUUGCCGCCCGGAUACGAUGAUUACGGCAAUGGUAGCGAGUAUAAUGCGGACUAUGAACAAUCUAACAUCGACGACGUCUCUGUCUCCAUGUACACCACGUCUAACGCGUCAGUGUCAGACCUGUCGGGGGCUGACAUGGACGAGAGUGAGGUUGCACUGAGUGACUACGAGAGUGGCGGUGAGGGAGACAACGAGGGAAGCCAGGGUAACACGCGAAGCAUGCCGCAAAACGACUUGCACACGGAAGUCUGACACUCACAGCAAGUUGCUUAGCUACACCAAACUGGUGUAUCAUGGUGUAAAUGUAGCUUUGGACAAGUGCCUGUACUGUAUAUUUGUAGUUUGUGGUUAAAUAAUGUAUGUACAGUUUUUGGACUUCAAAAGUCACCUAUAAUGUGUAAAGAUGCUGAUGAGAUGGUAGUGAUCUUUCAUCAGUAGUCCGUAUUUUCUUAUGGCAAUCAUAUCAUAUAAAGACUUUUUAGGAAAAUCCAGCAUUCGAAAAAAUAUGUGUAUGUACCAAUGUUUUACUAGAAAGUUGUACCAAAGAUUUCCUUGUAGUGGAUGGUAGUUUUGAUUGAUCGUGAGUCAGAAGAUAAAAAGUUUUAAGACGUCUCUUACAAGGAAGCCUUCAUUAAUCAAGGUACACAACUAUUUAAGAAAAUGAUGCGGCUUUACUGUUGGUAUUGUAGAUUGUAAGUAGAUGCAAUUUGUUCCCAGUCUGCCAACAGACAAGGCAGUGAACAUUGUAACAAGUAUGGUUUUCUUAUCUGUGUAAGUUGGACAAGUUGUUCACUUCAGUUGGUCGGGUGCUAUUACUAAAUAGUCGACACCCCCAGCUUUUUAUAUGGUGCUGCAUUUCAGUAUUGUAGUGUUGAUUGUGAUCCCUCUAACUGCCAGCUUCCUUGAAAAUCUGGACUGUACGAAAUCAUUCUAUUUUCAGCAAUAAAUAUUUUAUACCAUUGACGAAAACAAAACAUCCUACGUAACCCAGCUGCUUUGUAAAGUGAGUAGUUUAUUUGAAGUAGUUUUUAGAGUGUGUGCAGCUUUUAUAUGAUUUUCAUGUCGUUUUUGUCCCCUUUGUGUUUGUAUCGUUAAAAGUCAACCCAGUGGUGGUACUUUAGGGCCUCCAACGGGAUGUGCAAGUUGUUAGCAAUGUCUUGGAUUUUGAGUUGCAAGAUCAACUGUUGGCAGCAUUUUUUUCUCUUCCAAGUGAAGAUGAGUGUUAUCGAAUGGUUAUGAUGUGUAUAUUUUUCCACAUUUGGGAACAGUAGAAAAGAUACAUCCUUAGAAGAUUGUAACAUGUAUUGUAACACUCCCGGCUUGUUUACAAUCUGCCCUCUUUUAUCAUAAUGCCACAAGUAAAAAUAUCGCUUGCAGAGAAAACUUUCAAACUAGAAUAGUUGUCCAUUUUCUCAGUAAUUUACAAAUGAAGUCAAAUUUUGAUGUAUAUUUUGUCCUGAAGACCACAAGUGUAGUUCUCAUUGUAAAAAAUACUGGUCCUAGUUGAGUUUUCCUGAAGGUCAUUUUGAUGGAAGUGACUUGUAAGAAGGGCAGAAAACACUAUUUGUAAAUUCAAAAUAAAACGUCUUCAGAUCAUCAGAGUAUUACGACUUUUGUAUUUUCUACAUUAAAAUUGUUGAAAAGAUG
Molecule: messenger RNA, 10944 nt
Organism: Branchiostoma floridae (Florida lancelet)
Lineage: Eukaryota; Metazoa; Chordata; Leptocardii; Amphioxiformes; Branchiostomatidae
Product: protocadherin Fat 1-like
Exons: 20
Coding region: 169-9549 (3126 amino acids)
Biological process (GO): homophilic cell-cell adhesion
Cellular component (GO): plasma membrane
Molecular function (GO): calcium ion binding
Source: RefSeq, a predicted model, not a curated record